AUGGCUCACCAAAAUGCACAUAUAAUUAUGCACCUCGCACAGCAGAUCCAGCGCCUCACUUACAAGGACACAUUUAUGAGAAAUCAGUACUAUGUCCUUGCAAGAAUAGUUUGCGACCCCUCUCCCCAGAACUCGUACUCCAAGCUUGUUCAAAUCAUGCAUAAAAUUGCCGCAUAUAAUAUUCGGCAUUAUGCUUCUGCCUUAGAAGCAGAAGAAGUCAGAGUGCUGAUUAUAAACAUGUGCCUCGAGAUGGUCCCGUGGGAGAAGAGAUCAUUGUUUAAGACGUUUGUGGAGCAGAUGGAGCAUCUGCAUGAGUUGAGGGUAGAGGUAAUUGAGGAGUUGAUUAGGCUCAAGUUUGACAUGGAUGUGGAGCUGCAUUUAGGUAAGUGCGAUGGCUGUGAGGAAUGUGAGGAACUUGGAGAAGAGUGA
Messenger RNA from Morchella importuna, 429 nucleotides. RefSeq lists its product as uncharacterized. The transcript has a single exon. The record is from RefSeq and is a predicted model, not a curated record. The coding region runs from base 1 to 429 and encodes 142 amino acids. NCBI's taxonomy places the organism in Eukaryota, Fungi, Ascomycota, Pezizomycetes, Pezizales, Morchellaceae.